This is a messenger RNA of Elgaria multicarinata webbii, 6663 nucleotides long. It is a transcript of the gene SNX13, whose product is annotated as sorting nexin 13. The coding region runs from base 247 to 3156 and encodes 969 amino acids. Lineage: Eukaryota; Metazoa; Chordata; Lepidosauria; Squamata; Anguidae. Gene Ontology annotation, molecular function: phosphatidylinositol binding. The transcript has 26 exons. The record is from RefSeq and is a predicted model, not a curated record. Gene Ontology annotation, cellular component: early endosome. Gene Ontology annotation, biological process: positive regulation of GTPase activity.
GGAGAGCAGGAGCGGCGUCGGCGUCUCACGUAGCCUUUUCAAGAUGGCCGCCUCUCCUGAGCGACCUGCGGAGGCGGCGGUGGCGGCUGUUAUGGGGCUGGUGGUACGGAGGGACCGCUGAGGAGGUUGACAGCCGGCUGGCGCCGUUUCUCUUGAGGUGGGAGGCGACAGCAGACGUUGCGGGCUGCGGCUGGGACCGAACACACCAUGCGGCGGGGCUAGAGCCGGAGGCUUCCACCGCGAGUAAUGAUGUUAGCUGAGACAAGUCUUUCCAUAUGGGGAUGGGGAAGCCUUGGCGUCGUGCUUUUUCUAAUAACAUUUGGACCAUUUGCUAUAUUUUAUUUUGCAUUUUAUAUCCUCUGCUUUGUGGGUGGGGGUUUUGUGGUAACACUCUUGUUUGGAAAAACCAAUUCAGAAAAGUACCUCGAACAGUGUGAACACUCCUUUCUUCCUCCAACAUCAUUUGGAAUUACUAAGUGCAUAGAAGAAAUGAAACAGGAAAGCAAGCCUAUUAAGAUUGAUAGAAGGCUAACCGGUGCCUAUAUAAUUGAUGAACCUCUGCAGCAAGUUAUCCAGUUUUCCUUGCGUGACUAUGUACAGUAUUGGUAUUACACACUAAGUGAUGAUGAAUCUUUUCUUCUUGAAAUAAGGCAGGCUCUCCAAAAUGCACUAAUUCAGUUUUCUUCUAGGUCAAAAGAAAUAGAUUGGCAGCCUUAUUUUACCACCCGACUUGUAGAUGAUUUUGCCACUCAUCUUAGAGUAUUCAGAAAAGCUCAGCAAAGGAUAACUGAAAAAGAUGAUCCAAGUAAAGAUGGAGCAGAAGAUCUUGUAGAUACAUUUUUUGAAGUUGAAGUUGAAAUGGAGGAGGAAGUUUGCCGUGAUCUAGUCUGCACAUCUCCCAAAGAUGAAGAAGGAUUCCUAAGGGAUCUGUGUGAAGUUUUACUGUAUUUAUUGCUACCUCCUGGAGACUUCCAGAACAAGAUCAUGAGAUAUUUUGUCAGGGAAAUCCUUGCUCGAGGAAUUCUUCUUCCAUUAAUAGAUCAGCUCAGUGAUCCUGAUUAUAUUAAUCAGUAUUUCAUAUGGAUGAUUCGUGAUUCAAUUUGCAACUAUGAGGCCUUUAUGAACAUUGUUAAAGUAAGUGACAGAGUAGGGGAGUUGGAAGCAGUAAGGGAUAAAGCAGCAGAAGAAUUGCAGUAUCUUCGAUCCUUGGAUACAGCUGGAGAUGAUAUCAACACUAUAAAAAAUCAAAUAAAUAGCUUAUUAUUUGUGAAGAAAGUAUGUGAUUCAAGAAUACUGAGGCUGCAGUCAGGAAAAGAAAUAGAUACUGUGAAGCUGGCUGCAAACUUUGGAAAACUUUGCACAGUCCCUUUGGACAACAUUCUAGUAAACAAUGUUGCACUACAAUUUUUUAUGGAUUACAUGCAGCAAAUGGGAGGCCAAGCGCAUCUCUUUUUCUGGAUGACAGUAGAAGGAUACAGGGUUACAGCACAGAAACAGCUGGAAGUAUUACUGAGCCUUCAGAAAGAUGGAAUGCAUCAGACUACACAAACCAAAGGCCUGUUAAGAACAGCUGCAGUUGGAAUUUAUGAUCAGUAUUUGUCAGAGAAGGCAUCCCCAAGAGUUAAUAUUGGUGAUACCUUGGUAGCAAAGCUGGCAGAAAAACUGAAUAAUGAGGAUCCAACUCCUGAAAUCUUUGACGAGAUUCAAAGAAAGGUAUAUGACUUGAUGUUGCGGGAUGAAAGAUUCUAUCCUUCAUUCAAACAGCAUGGCCUUUAUGUGCGGAUGCUUGCUGAACUAGAUAUGCUAAAGGAUCCUAGUUUCAGAGGAUCAGAUGAUGGUGAAGGAGAAUCAUUUAAUGGUUCUCCUACAGGCAGCAUUAACUUGUCAUUAGAUGACCUUUCAAAUGUGUCUGCUGAUGAGUCCAUACAACUACAUGCGUAUAUUUCAGAUACAGUCUGUGCUGAUUAUGACCCAUAUACUGUGGCAGGAGUUUGUAAUGACCAUGGCAAGACAUAUGCGCUAUAUGCUAUCACUGUUCGCCGUCGAUCUCCAAAUGGUGAUGAAGUGUGGAAAACGUAUCGUCGCUACAGUGACUUCCAUGACUUCCACAUGAGGAUCACUGAACAGAUGGAAGAUCUAGCAAAUUUAUUGAGGCUUCCUGGUAAAAAAACAUUCAAUAACAUGGACAGAGAAUUUCUAGAAAAAAGGAAGAAGGAUUUAAAUUCAUAUUUGCAGCUUUUGCUUGCUCCUGAAGUGAUGAAAGCGUAUCCAGCUAUAACACCCUAUGUGUAUGACUUCUUGGAAAAUAAGGCAUAUAGUAAAGGGAAGGGAGAUUUUGCUCGUAAGAUGGACACAUUUGUAAACCCACUGCGUAACUCUAUGAGAAAUGUUUCAAAUGCUGUCAAGUCCUUCCCUGACAGUUUCACAGAGGGGAUGACUAAAAUGUCAGACAACAUGGGCAAAAUAUCAGAAAGAUUUGGACAAGACAUAAAGCAAUCAUUUUUCAAGGAGCCUCCUUUAAUACAGAAGCCAUACGUUGAUCCUAAACACUGCCGUGUUGCAGCACACCUUGAUGACAAUGUGGAAGACAACGUUCCUCUUAAAAUAAUGCUGCUACUCAUGGAUGAAAUUUUCGACCUGAAAGAGAGAAAUCAAUGGUUACGACGAAAUAUUAAAAACCUGCUUCAGCAGCUUAUUAGAGCCAUGCAUGGAUAUACAAUAAAUAAAAAAAUAGUCGAUCACGUUGAUUGGAUGACGUCUCCUGAACAAGUAGCCGACACAGUUAAACGGUUUAGAGAUGCCUUUUGGCCGAAUGGCAUUUUAGCUGAGGCUGUUCCUCGCAGAGACAAUGCCAUCAGAAUGCGAACUAGAAUUGCUGGGAAAACAAAAUUACUGGGGAUAAUGCCAGAUGAGCUGAAGCAUAUCUUAGGUGCUGAGACAACAAGGAAAGGCAUUCUCCGAGUCUUUGAAAUGUUUCAGCAUACUCAACUAAAUAAGAGGAUGGUGUAUGUCUUUCUGGAAGGCUUCUUGGAAACCUUAUUUCCAGCAAAUGGGUUCCCUGAUCUCUUCAAAAAACUGCAUUCACGCUCAAAGCAAAUGGAGCGAUAUAAGCAUAGACUACUAUCUACGCAAGCGCCUUUUUUACAGAAAAGGUGACACUCCAAACUAUUAAAUUGGUGUCCAUUUGCCCAGGACCUGGGCAGAUUCUCUGGGGCUUAAAACUCUCAUGCUGUUAUUUCUGCACCAGUCUUUUAGUGUCACAUAUUAGAAUAUAAAUGCAUCCAUAAGAGAUGUAAUUAUUCUCAUCCUUCGUCUCUAAUGCAACUACUACCAUGAACUGGGUUCAUGUGUCUUAAAUGAUUUGGUGCAUUUUCAUGCAACAUUGAGAAUACUUGCCCGCUCUGUAAGAAUGUCUGUUCCUUCCACUCCUGAAAGAAUCUUUGAUUGCCAGCAAUGAAAAGUGCUAGACCAUGUCCACGGAGAGAUAAGUAAAGCACAAUGGUGGUGAUAGCAAUGGAGGACUUGGCUGCUUUGCUUGGAACUGGGAGAUUGUGCAAUGUGAGAAUCAGGUGCGAUUUGAUUUGCAUUUAUGACUGUUGAGGCCUUGAAGGUCUUGGUCAGCAGCGCUGAAAAGAUUGAGCUAAUAUGAAGAGACGUCUUUUGGAACAGGUGAUUCUGAGAAAUGUUAUAAUUUUUCCAAAGCUACAUUUGCUAACUAAAGGUUGAGGAAAUAUGUGCAGAAGCCACAUUAACUUCACCUUCCUGAAUUAAAAAGGAAACACUAAGUAAAUUAUCUUGGCUGGGUUUAUUUUCAGUGGGAUAGGGCAGAAGUACAGAAAAACAGACAUUGGGUUGCAUUAGCUGUUUAAGGGUCUUGUUUUGCUCUUAAAUUAUAAUCCUUGUAGUCUGCAUAUAACUUUUAAAGGAGAAUUGCACUUAGCAAGGAGAAGGGCAGAUAUUUAAAACAAGGGAUUACCACAUUUAUUAGGAAUCUGAGGGGCUGGGGAAGGGAAGCAAAUUAAAAUACAUUGCUCUUGAGAUUAAGAACCUAUUUAAAAAGAAAUGUACUAUAUGCCAUUAAAAGUCACACUAAGAUAUAUUUAAGUAUGUUCACCUCAAGUGGUAAAUUGCUAAAAUAACUUGGUUUCUUACUGACAUGGAAGUCUUAAUGACUUAAUUGAACAGUCAUAUGCAAACAAUUACAAAUUCCUGAAUGCACCAUAGUGUAUAUAUGAAAAUAAGAGACACAACUACAAUAUUUUUUUAAAUAACAAUCUUUUUUUAUUUUUUGCAUAAUGUAAAAUUUUAAUAAAUAAACCUCUUCUACACAGAAAAGCCCCCUGUCUAUCCUCUUUACUUCCAAACAAAAUGUCUAACUGAGAAUGGAGUAAUAAUUGACUAUACUUGCUUAGCCUUAAUUUAUCUUGGACUCAAAACACCUCCUUUUCUGACUCUCCUUGGUGAACACCUUCUACAACCAAUGAAUUACAACCCAUUGCUUAUAAACCUCUGAAUAUUCUGCUACAUACUGUGUUAAAAAAAGAUUUUAAAACCCAGAAAACAUCCAAGGUAUUAUACAUAUUUAAUGCUCUUAUAUUAAACACAUAUUUUUGGAAGGGAGUCUGAUUUUAAUCACUGGGCAAUAUGUUAGGGGUUUGGGUAUAAAUGUAAUACCUACAGAUCUUGCAACGAAGGUCCUCCAUUUAGUAACUUACAUUCAGGAGAAAAUAUCUGACACUUUGGAGGAGGAAAGGGGAGUAGCUGAGAAGUGCAUCUGCUUAAGGACUGCGGUCUGGUUCCUCCCACCCUUCUUACUUAGAUUCCAUAAUGUCUGCUCAAUAUUGCUAUAAAGUCUGCUCAAUAUGGGCUGUAAUAAUUCUUUGCGUCUUCAUUUACAGUAAGCAUGUGUUUAAGUGCAAUUGUUUUGUUCUGUCUCUGCAGAUCUACAUACUAUAUAUGUAAUCCCUUUUACCAGUAUCAGGACAGCUGAAGAUAACAUGCAUUAAGUAUCAAUUCCCUGUCCCACAUUCUCCAUGUUUUUAAGUAAAGAUGACAAUUGACAUGAAACUCUUUCAUACCUGUUUUAAACAUUUCUAUUGAUUUGAUCUUCAGUCUAUGGCCUAAUUCUCAUUGAAGUGGGUGAUACCACUUUAAUUGCAGGUUGAUUGAAUGAUGAUCAUCCAUGCAUAUUUUUUUUUAAAAUCACUGCAUGUAGAUAGCAUGUCAGGAAGAAUAUUGUAGCUCAGCUUUCCCCCAGCAUGUUAGUUUUCUAUGAAGGGAUUUUGUUUUUAUAUGGAGGAGUAUUCCAUCAUAUGACAAACACACACCUUCAAUUUGAUGUCAUAGGAUCCACACAGCAUUCAAUGAAACCUAGGUCUAUAUCACCUCUUAAUGUUCAUAUGCCCAGCCCAUUUGACCUGUAAAGUAGUAGAGCUCCAUAACCUACACGGAACAUUGUGUACAGGAAACCUCGCAGGCCUAAAUACAAGUCAUAACAGAGCACUAAUAUAUGACUUGAAUUUGAAUUAAUACAUCUAGAUUACUCAGUUUAAUUUAUUGUAUUGUCAAAGUAGGGAUGAUGAACAGUCAAUAAACUAUGUAGUAUCUCUUAUCUUCCAGCAUCUACAUUGGGCUUUAAGAUUAUCCUCAAUUGUUGCAUUGUUUAAUUGACGACAUAUCCAUAAAAUCUUUGUGUAAAUGAAACAUAACAAUGUGUAAUUUCUUUUAACACAGUUACUUCACAGAGGGUUUUGUCAUCGGUAUUUAACUUCAAAGUGUGCCUGCAGACAGGAGCCAUCAGUUUUAUGUGUCUUUUUGAGUUAUUAUGUAUAGUUCACAUGUUGAAUAUCUACAUUAUAUCAACUGUGGCCCCUGUGUCAUUUACACCCUUCAAAAUACCCCCAAAAUUGAUUGUGUAAAUGCAGCACGCACUUAGCCAGAAAUGUCCUGGCCUGAGAAAGCUGUGACCAGCCUCUGAAAAUAAAUGUGCCAUUGUCCAACAAAAUGCACUUAGCCUUAAUUAAGAGAGAAUGAACAGUAAGGUGGAAUACUUCAUAUGGUUCAUUCUCAAGCUUCUGCCUCUGGUGUUUGCUAUAAAUAAACAAUUAAUUUUAAAUGCUACCAGAAUGUGUAACAAUUUUUAAAAGUAAAGUACAAAUUCCACAAUCUCAAUUUUAAUUUUAGUGCAAUAUUUUCAUGUAACGCAUGUAUAUUUGAAUAACUGUACAAAAGAGAGAGAGAAAGGAAGGAAGUUUUAAGAUCAAGGGUAAACUGUCUUAACCAACAAUGUAUAUUCUGUUAUUGCUGCUGUGUUGGCUUAUCUAAGGACUUGUUUUAAAAGUCUGGUUUGUCACUCUUUGUAAGUUCCUAUUCCCUGUGCUCAAAUGAGCAUGGUUCUUACAUUACAAGGAGCAAAAUCUAAAGAGCACAUCUUAAUAUAGCUGUUAAAUAAAUGACUUGUGCAUAUCAUUGUACAGUAUGUGUCAACUGUGUGCCUAAUGGUUCUCUCAAUAUUUCCCCCUUUUCUUUAACAAAGAAUGAAAACAAAUUUGGAAUGCCAUAGUCUCUCUCUUUCUGAACAGCUACAAGCUCUUUUUAUUUGGAGUUUGUAUUAUGUUUGUCCAACAGAAACGCUUGGAAAAGUACACUAAUAAAGUAUUAACA